AUGGAGGCGCCAGAUACCAGUAAUAGACCCCAAAUAGGGGGCUGGUAUGACGACCUCAGUGCCUAUGCCCGUCAAUCUAUACAGACCUGUGGGGAGGCCCUAAUCGGGGCUCUCUCUCCCUCAAUCUGGGGAUCUGGAUCGGGGGAUGAUCGGGGGAUAAAAGUCAAUCCCACUUAUAGGGCUGGUACCUAUGCCCGUCAGUCUAUACAGGCCUGUGGGGAGGCCCUAAUCGGGGGUAUAUUUGCUACGUAUAUCCUAUGCGAGACUGUGUGCCAGGUCACCUACGAGGGAUGUCAUGCACCGGCACCCAGACCAGUCAUAUGUAUGGUUGCGCUAGAUACCAGUGCUUGCGAUAAAAAUAGACCCCAAAUAGGGGGCUGGUAUGACGACCUCAAUUGCCAAAUGGACCCGGAUGCUAGUUUUUGUCGGGCGUAUAUUGAAGCCUAUUUCUGUAACACAACAUCCCGUGCCUGCGAGCCCUUUGUGUACGGGGGCUGUGGGGCCAACAAUAACCACUUCGAUGGGGUCGACCUAUGCCUACAAUAUUGUGGCGGUGUUUGCGACUCAUAA
Oppiella nova is the source of this 570-nucleotide messenger RNA. Lineage: Eukaryota; Metazoa; Arthropoda; Arachnida; Sarcoptiformes; Oppiidae. The record is from the annotation of a GenBank genome assembly.